Messenger RNA from Solanum pennellii, 763 nucleotides. RefSeq names its product protein CRABS CLAW-like. The transcript has 7 exons. Lineage: Eukaryota; Viridiplantae; Streptophyta; Magnoliopsida; Solanales; Solanaceae. Gene Ontology annotation, cellular component: nucleus. The record is from RefSeq and is a predicted model, not a curated record. The coding region runs from base 17 to 538 and encodes 173 amino acids. Gene Ontology annotation, biological process: leaf development; floral meristem determinacy; cell fate commitment.
UUACCUACUUAUAUAUAUGUCUUCCUCAUCUCCUAAUUCCUCUUGUCUCAACUUAUUGGAAUCUGCUGAUCAUAAAAUUAACACCAUGGAUCCUUCUGAACAUCUUUGCUAUGUCCGUUGCAGUUUUUGUAACACUAUACUCGCGGUGGGGAUACCAUGCAAGAAGUUGUUGGAUACUGUGACAGUGAAAUGUGGGCAUUGUGGUAAUCUUUCCUUUUUAAGUAGUAGACCUCCAAUUCAACCACAAUUUUUUGAUCACCAACCCAUUCUUCAGCAUCAAGAUUUCUUCAACAAUUUCAAGAAGGGACAGUCUUCAUCUUCAAGUGAACCCUCAUCUCCAAAGGCACCUUUUGUUGUAAAACCUCCUGAGAAGAAGCACAGGCUACCAUCUGCUUACAAUCGGUUUAUGAAGGAUGAGAUACAGCGUAUUAAAGCAGCACAUCCAGAGAUACCACAUAGAGAAGCUUUCAGUGCAGCAGCUAAAAAUUGGGCUAGGUACAUUCCAAAUACUCCAAAUGGGACCUUGGCUGAGAAGUGAGAACUACAACAAUGUUAAUUUAGCGUUGGAGGAGUGAAGCAAAAUUUGGAAUUUAUGGAAUGAUUCUACUUGUAUUGGAAGAAAAUUAAUAUUUAUGGUUGACUUUAAUUUGGAGACCUUUUUAAUUAUAUAUCAUGGAUGAUUAGUCUCUAAUGUUUGCUAUUUUCAACUUUUGUACUGAAAAAUUUAUCCCUAUAAUAUAUUUGGUUUCUAGUUUUUAUUUUA